AUGGCCAUUCGGGACAUUGUUGUUAACCCUUCCCUGCUGCCGGUGCUCAAUCUAAGCGCCGAGACCCGCGACCAAUGCAUGCAAUUGCUCGCCGUGCUCGACCCGUCGGCUGACUCCUACCCUGACUCCGAACAACGCGCCCUGGCAGCUUCCAAGGAACAGAAGCAGCUGUUCGCUCUUCUGGCUCGGCUGCGCGGGCUCAAUCGGGAUGCCAUUCUGCGCGUGCGAGAGACCAAACAGGCGACCGCAGAGGCUCGCCAGGAGAUCGAUCGCCUGCAUCUCCAACUGCAGAAUCUCUACUACGAGCAACGACACCUGACGGGGGAGAUCGCUGCCUGCGAAUCCUAUGAUCACAAGUACCUUGCCCUACCGUUGAUCCCGCUGGAGGAAUUCCUCACGUUACAUCCCGAGCACCGCGAAUCGGACGAGCACGAGCUCAUGAUCGCCCGCAUCAACCACGAACAUGCUGAACGCGAGAAGCUGGAGCAAGCGCGACAGGAGCUCUUGAAGCGGAAGCAGGCUUUGAUUGCGGAAAACAACAAACGCAAGGAGGAUUUGGCCAGCUUGGACCAGGACUUGGAGCGCUUUAUUGACGUAACUUUUUGUAGUUAUUGCAUGGAUUGGCGCACUGCUUCACCAACCCCAACAACUCCAACUCUCCUCGAACUCACCCAUCUGGUCUUGCGCCAGAUUACACUGCCUAACUCAAAGCAUGCCCUGGUCAUGAUCACCAAGUAUGAAGACCCGUCAUCAUCUCACACCGUCUCCACAAGCCCCGACCACACUAUGACCGUCAGCACCACCUCGCCGCCCCCGCCGCCGCCGGAGAAACCGGAGGCUAUCCGGACACGAUUCAAGGUCAUUGCAGCCUUCUGGGCUGUGAUCAUUUUUCUCGGCUUUCCAAUCUGGUGGAAGACAACAUCUAUCUAUCGAGCCUCCUUGCCCAUCCCGGAUAUGAUCGAUUGGGCCGACGGAAAGACCUGUCGUCCUGUUUUCCCACUCGAGAUUCGUGUCGAGACCCCUUCUCUGCCGGAAGCAGAGGCUCAGCACUUGCUUCGGACCACUCAACACACUCUCGAUGACCUGAACGAGUUCUCCGCACAUCAUCUGCGUCUGAAGUUAUCCAACGAUAAUGUGGAGGAGCAGCUGGAGGAAACCGCAGAUACGGCCUUGACCGUGCGCCUCCUGCCACAAGACGACCUAGUCAAUCCCAAAUCUGUACUUCAGUCCGACACCACUCAGCUAGAUGUCUUUUACUCUCCAAGCCAGAUACCGCCCCUAUCGUCUUCCAACCCGCCGUUGUCCGCUUAUAUCGCAGGUGAGCUUCAGCAGCUGUUCACCGAGGAGAAGGCCAUCAUUGCGCAAAUCCUGUCAAACAGCCAUGCAUCCAGCGCGGUAGCCACCGGGCAGCCGUCCUCGGCUGUGCUUUCCUCCGUCUCACCUCAGCUCGCGGACAGCAUCGCCAAGCGCCUCCGUCGCUCGAUGAAGUAUGCCGAUACCUAUCAUCUCGCCUUUUCCUUGUUCACCCCGGGUGCAGAGCCCUCAUCCUGGGACAUCCAAGCCGCGGUUCACGAAUACAUCACUCCUCUGCUACAAGCCUUCUCUCCGAUCAGCAAUUUCACCGUCGACACACAAGUGCAGCUGUACGCGACCUUUGCACCCACAGCCCCGGCGCCUGAGUACGAUGAGGGCCUCGCAGUCUGGUCCUUGAAGCCCGAGGAUCUUAGCGCCUUCAUUAAUGCGGCUGAAUGGCCUCUCAGUCCCAGCAUCGGUCCUGGUCCGACGAUCAACUUUAUUCUUUAUGUGCCUGAUGCAGCGCAAUCUCCCUUGGUUGUCAAAGAUAGUCUAGCCACCAGCUGGGUCGUUCCGCAGUGGGGCGGCGUCUUUCUUCUCAACCCCCCCAACGGCACUCACCUGCAUCACCUAUCACACGAAGCGCUCCAGGGCGCCUUCAUGACAUUCUCCCAUCAGCUCCUCACCCUGCUCGGCGCACCUACCACUCCGGCUGCGCUGCCAUUCCGGCUGCAGACCCUUACACGAAUCCGGGCUGCCAGUCUCCUACUCUCCGCUUCCUCUACCAUGGGCUCCCUUGCUCGUCUCACCGAGUCACUUCCUUCCAUUCCGAUCCCGGCCACCGUGGCUGCCUCUGUUGCCACGACCCUCUCGCAUCUGACCUCAGCCUGUGAACAUCUCCGACGGGGACGGUUCCAGGCCGCACUAGCGGAUGCACGCGUGGCCGAGACGGCGGCGGAGCGGAGCUUCUUCGAGAAGAGCAUGGUGGGCCAGAUGUAUUUCCCGGACGAACACAAGGUGGCUGUGUAUCUGCCUCUGUUGGGCCCGAUUGGCGUUCCACUCAUUGUCGGCUUGCUCAAGGAGGUCAAGAAGGCAUUAGCAAUGCGCAAGGCCAAGAAGGCUUCCUAG
This is a messenger RNA of Aspergillus homomorphus CBS 101889, 2421 nucleotides long. RefSeq lists its product as uncharacterized. The record is from RefSeq and is a predicted model, not a curated record. The transcript has 5 exons. Gene Ontology annotation, cellular component: GPI-anchor transamidase complex. Gene Ontology annotation, biological process: attachment of GPI anchor to protein. Lineage: Eukaryota; Fungi; Ascomycota; Eurotiomycetes; Eurotiales; Aspergillaceae. Bases 1 to 2421 code for a protein of 806 amino acids.